AUGACUUCAUCCGUUUCCGUCGCAGGGUUUGAUCAAUUGAAAAAUACUGUAGAAAAAUAUGAUAAAGAUAAAAGAAUUUUUGUAUUAUUUUGUGGAACAAAAGAUAGUAAAGGACAUAGUUGGUGUCCAGAUUGUGUAGCAGCAGAAAAACCAGUAGAAGAAGCUGUUAAAUCAUCGUUACCAUCGAAUGCAGUAUUUAUUGAAUGUGAUGUUGGUGAUCGACCAAGUUGGAAAGAUCCGAAAUGUCCAUUUCGAACAGAUCCACAAACUCGUUUAACAGGUGUUCCAACGUUAAUCGAAUGGGGAACGUCUAAACGUCUUGUUGAAAGUCAAUUACUUGAUGCAGACACAAUUAAAAUACUUUUUGAAGAUGAUUAA
Molecule: messenger RNA, 378 nt
Organism: Adineta steineri
Lineage: Eukaryota; Metazoa; Rotifera; Eurotatoria; Adinetida; Adinetidae
Source: the annotation of a GenBank genome assembly